AUGCCUAUCGAAUUUGUCUGUAAAAUCAAGUUUGCUGAGGGUGACGAAGCCAAGGGAGACACAACAGAAGGCGGCAGCACCGGGAUGCUAGAUGAAGGCCUUCAGCGGCAAAGGGGGAGCAUGGCUGAUCUAACUACCUUCGCUAGCACCUCCUCUCUACACGGCCUGGCACAGGUAUUGGGCAACUCUGAACGCUUGGGUUUGAGACAGACCCUCUGGGCACUGGCCCUGUUGGUCUCUCUCAGUCUGUUCCUAUACCAAGCCACAUGGAGCGCGGCGACUUAUCUAGAGCGUCCCCACGUGGCGGCGCUACGGGAAGAGACUCGCCGCGAACUCACCUUCCCUGCCGUCACCCUCUGCAACGUCAACCGUUUCCGUUUUUCUGCUCUCACUGACGCGGACAUCUACCACUUGGCUAAUCUCACCGGCCUGCCACCAAAGAGUCGCAAAGGACACCGUCCGAGUGAGCUGAAGUACCCACCUCCUGACAUGCUAGACAUUUUCCAGCGGACUGGCCACCAGAUAGAAGACAUGCUUAAGAGCUGCAACUUCAGCGGGCAUAACUGCUCAGCCGAAGACUUCAGCGUGGUUUACACACGGUAUGGAAAGUGCUACACUUUUAAUGGAAAUAAGACGUCGGCGAAGCGGGUGAGGCAGGGCGGCACUGGAAAUGGCUUGGAGCUGAUGCUGGACAUAGAGCAGGAUGAGUACCUGCCCAUCUGGAGAGAAACAAAUGAGACGACUCUGGAAGCAGGCAUUCGGGUUCAGAUCCACAGUCAGGAUGAACCCCCGUACAUCCAUCAGCUGGGCUUUGGGGUCUCCCCGGGAUUCCAAACAUUUGUUUCCUGUCAGGAACAGAGGCUUACAUACCUGCCACAGCCGUGGGGAAACUGUCGGGCUUCGUCCGAGCCUGUGAUCCCAGGAUACGACACCUACAGCAUCAGCGCUUGCAGGCUUCACUGUGAAAGCACACAGGUGCUGAGAGAGUGUAACUGCAGGAUGGUGCAUAUGCCAGGCGAUGCAGAUAUCUGCACACCCCGUAAAAUCAAGUGCGUGGACAAGGCGUUGGCAUUACUCCAGAAGAGCACAGGUGACUCAUGUCCCUGUGAGACGCCAUGCAAUAUGACUCGCUAUGGAAAAGAGCUCUCCAUGGUGAAAAUCCCCAGCAGGGGAUCUGCGCGCUAUCUUUCUCGCAAAUACCAGAAAUCCGAGGAAGACAUCAGAGACAACUUUCUCAUCUUGGAUAUUUUCUUUGAGGCCCUUAACUAUGAGACGAUAGAACAGAAAAAAGCGUAUGACAUCGCUGGACUGUUGGGAGAUAUUGGUGGACAGAUGGGGCUUUUCAUUGGGGCCAGCAUUCUCACUAUACUAGAAAUACUCGAUUAUAUCUAUGAGGUGGUCAAAUGCAAAAUGAAGCGACUCUUGAAACCGAAGACGGAUCAGAAACAACAGAACCAACGGAAUUUAAUCCAAGAGCAGAUCCAGAGAACAAAAAACCUACGAGAACAGAAUCUGAGAGCCCAGCAGGCUACAGGAACUGUAGCUACCGUCCAAUUUGAAGAAAUAAAAGUCAAGGCAGCCAAUGAUGUAGCAAUGGUUCAACCACAUAGUGCACAUCUAACGUCAAUUUUACCAAACCAUCACAACGCACAGCCUGAGGUACAGCAGGACUUCGCUUGCUAAGAGUCUGUUCCUCUGUGUUUAUUCUUCAUAUCAAUGAACUUGAAACUGGGCUCUGAACGGACCUUCUUCACCUGAUACAUUUAAUUUAUUUUUUCACUAAAACAAGCUACAGCCAAAGUCUGAUCCAAGACCUCGGAAAUGGUCGCAAUGUAUCAGAGCAAACUGUUCUCAUUGUUCCAAUAUGAAGAAACCACACAUGUGCUUUUGUUGCAUCAGAUUUUAUGCUAUCUUUUGCUCCAUACCCAUUUAGGCUCUUUUAUUCUGAAUGUGGACCUAGCAUGGAUUUUAAGAACUCAGAGAUCACACAUAAAUGACCUCAUUUCCAAAUGUAAAUCCAAUAUUCCCUUCAAACAGGAACUGAAUGAAAGUCAUGAGGUCAAAUAGAGUCGACAAAAAAGCGCAAAUGUUAAGAGUUUUUUCUGUGGCAAUGUAGUGUACAGAGCUUGCACCAUUUCACCUCUUUCAUUUCUUAAGAACGUAAUGAGACUUCCCUGGAGGUGAAUAGCUAAAAUAUGCCACUCGUCUCUUUGUGAGUAGGUGUUCUGUUCUGUUCAGACUUAUGUAACUUUUCGCAUUGUGCUGUAGUUCUUAUAAUGGAACAGUCUGUCUCUGGGUUUGAAACACCAAGCUGAGCACAGUGUUCGCUGAAAUCAUCUCUAGGUCAAAAUAAAAUAAAAACUUUAAAUAAUUCCUUUUGAAUG
Triplophysa dalaica is the source of this 2384-nucleotide messenger RNA. It is a transcript of the gene asic4b, whose product is annotated as acid-sensing (proton-gated) ion channel family member 4b. The transcript is spliced from 10 exons. Bases 1 to 1683 code for a protein of 560 amino acids. The record is from RefSeq and is a predicted model, not a curated record. Gene Ontology annotation, cellular component: membrane. Gene Ontology annotation, biological process: sodium ion transmembrane transport. NCBI's taxonomy places the organism in Eukaryota, Metazoa, Chordata, Actinopteri, Cypriniformes, Nemacheilidae. Gene Ontology annotation, molecular function: ligand-gated sodium channel activity.